GGGCGGGGCCGCUCCGAGGCCGAGGCGAGGCACGCGGCCCCCGCCGCCGCCAUGUCGUUCCGCCGCGCCUUGGCGCUGGCCGCCUGCGGGCUGGCCGGGGGCUCCGUGCUCUUCUCUGCCGUGGCCGUGGGCAAGCCGCCGGCUCGGAGCGGGGGAGGCGACACCGAGCCGCGGCCGGGGACCGCCGCCGUGCCCGCCGCUCCCGCCGCGCCUCAGGGCUUGCUGCUGCUGCCGCCCGCCGCCGCCGCCGCCUCCUGCCCGCCGGCCGCCGGCUGGAUCGAGAGAGCGGGGGGCACCGGCGGCUACUGGGACAGCAACUGGGACAGACGUGAACCACUGGCUCUGAUCAACCUCAAGAAGAAAAAUGAAGAAACUGGGGAAGAAGAACUUGCCUCCCGAUUAGAUCACUGCAAAGCAAAAGCCACCAGGCACAUCUUCCUCAUCCGUCAUUCACAAUACAAUUUAGAUGGCCGGGCUGAUAAAGAUAGAACUCUGACCCCACUUGGUCGAGAGCAGGCUGAAUUGACAGGACGCAGGCUAGCAAGCUUGGGGUUGAAAUUUGAUCAGAUUAUCCACUCCUCCAUGACAAGAGCAACUGAAACAACUGAAAUCAUAAGCAAAUACCUCCCAGGAGUCAAAAAAAUUAGUACUGAUCUGCUGAGAGAGGGAGCGCCUAUAGAACCAGACCCUCCAGUCUCUCACUGGAAACCAGAAGCUGUGUAUUACGAAGAUGGAGCUCGAAUUGAGGCUGCAUUUCGAAACUUUAUUCAUAGAGCUGAUGCAAAGCAGGAAGAAGACAGCUAUGAGAUCUUUGUCUGUCAUGCCAACGUGAUCCGCUACAUUGUCUGCAGAGCAUUGCAGUUCCCCCCAGAAGGCUGGCUGCGAAUGUCUCUUAACAAUGGCAGUAUAACUCACUUGGUGAUACGGCCAAAUGGAAGAGUGGCACUUCGAACACUGGGUGACACAGGUUUCAUGCCUCCAGAUAAAAUCACGCGUACCUGAAUGAGUGACACAGCUGGCUACCCAGGAGCUGCCUCUAGACUCUUUGCACUAGUACAUUCAGCUACAGUACCACUAGGUUUUUAUCUGUUAAGAUGUGAUGCUGUCUUAAAAUGUUCUUUAGCCCCUUGCCUCCUUCAUACUUAUUCAUAUCUGCCUUUCAGUCCAGAAAAGAAGAAAUCUUUCUAAGCCUGAAGCUGUCCAGUCCUCAAGUAUUCCCCAAAACUUGAAGCUGAUCUGUGGAAUACAAAAAGAUUGAAUGUCUGUGUGCUCAGCAGCUACAAGAGCACUGACUUUUUAUUCCCCUGUGAAUUUCUAUAACCAAAGCUUGCUCCUGUGGAUAUUUUUCUUGUGCAGGAAAAUAAUGAUACGGGAACUGAAAAGAGCAGCCUUUAUCACACUGCAGCUAAAACUGAAGAUGAGCCAGCUUGUUCCAGCUCUUGCAGAGGAAGUGAUGAACUGAGGGUAUUUUGCUGUUUGAAGGACAAAGGGAUAAGGCUUCAGUAUUUGUAAGCUGUUGAGGAUGUAUAUGUUGUCUCGUUGUUCCCCUCUACCCCCUAAAUGCUCAUGUAAGCUGUGCCUGGACCUUGUAAAGAAAAGAGGGUUAAAAAAAAACAUUUGCCUCAGAGCUGCGGUGCUAGAAUUAACUGCUGCUUAUCUUAAGUGUUCCUGCAUCCCCAGUAAGUACUUUAAGCUGUUCUGAACAAUGUUUUUCAGUCUUGUAAAGCCUUUUAAUUAAAACUUGGUGUGUAGAAGGAUGUAGGGGUGAGUUUUGUAGCAGGAAGAUGGAAGGCAUGUAAAGUAGUUAGCUGCGCGUUCUUCUACUUACUCUUAGAUUUGCAAGGAGUUGAGCCUUUUUUCCUUUUUUUUUCCUGCUUUCUCCCCUUUAUAUUUUUGGUACCAUGCUUUCAGAGUAUUGAAAUAACAGCACUGAAUUCAAGGUAAUGGCACUGCAGGUCAGAGGUUCUGCAGUGUUGGAGCAAACUGCUGCUUAAAGCUGCUGUUGCUUGAAUAGUGAAAAAGGAUCUGUGGAAUGUUUUGUCUAGGCAAAGUGUGAGUAUAAACAUCAGGCAGAAUGCUUUAAGUUACUCCUGUGUACAACUUUAACACUGCUGGACUUGUUCUAGGAAAAACGCACGUGGUUGAGAACUAAGAGUCAUUUUUGGGGGAAAGGCUCAGAAGCAUUUAAGUUUAAGGAUGUUUGAUAGGCACCUGAGCCACGCUAGUAAGUCAGCACACAAUGCCUGUAAUACUGAAAAGUUUCUUCGUACGCAUACUCUGCCUUGGUGAUGGAUAGUGCACCUGCUGCAGUACAGUGAAAGUAAGGCAUUACAUGUCUUAAUAGGUUCUCUUAUCCCAAAUAUCUUGAAGAAACCUCAAGCUCACUUCUGUCAGAGCUGUAUGAAGCAUAACCGUGGCACAGAACCUAGUAACAAGAUUUAAUGGCUCGUUUCAUACAGGACUGCUACAUCAGAAUGACUUAAAGGAAACUGGGGCUGGUAGGGAACAAAAUACGGUAAUUGUAGUGCAAGUUUCCCAGGAGCACCAGGAAAUCAUUGUGAUGUACGUCUCAUUGAUGCAAUGAGAAUAAUUUAUCAGUUUUUGUCUAUUAACUUUUUAAAAGUUUUGAAUAAAAUAACUGGUCUGUC
Molecule: messenger RNA, 2648 nt
Organism: Cygnus atratus (black swan)
Lineage: Eukaryota; Metazoa; Chordata; Aves; Anseriformes; Anatidae
Gene: PGAM5
Product: PGAM family member 5, mitochondrial serine/threonine protein phosphatase
Exons: 6
Coding region: 52-1002 (316 amino acids)
Biological process (GO): positive regulation of mitochondrial fission
Cellular component (GO): mitochondrion
Source: RefSeq, a predicted model, not a curated record